AUGGCUAGCUCGCAAGAUGCAAAACGAGCCGUGGUGGCCAUUGGAGAGAAGUAUGGAUUCGUCGGCGAAGACAUCAUGGAACAGAUUGGGCAGUGGAACCCAAGCAUCAGGCGGACCAUCGAGGAGAGCAUGCUCGCCAAGGACAAGCUGGCAGCGCACUCGAUCAAGACCCUGGCGAAAAACAUCUAUGGAAGCGACGCACGCUUCGUCUUCGAGUUGCUUCAAAACGCUGACGACAAUCGCUUCACUCGCGCCAGGGCCAACGGCGUCCUUCCGUCCAUCUCGUUCCACGUUCACCCGCACCGAAUCGUGGUCGAAUGUAAUGAAGACGGCUUUACCGAGAAGGAUCUGCGCGCCAUCUGCUCCGUCGGCGAGAGCACCAAGUCAGCUUCUCGUGGCUACAUUGGCGCCAAGGGCAUCGGCUUCAAAUCCGUCUUCAUCGCCGCAUGGAAAGUUGCCAUUCAAUCCGGUCACUUCUCCUUCUACUUCAAACAUGAGAAGGGCGAUCUCGGUCUAGGCAUGGUCCUUCCCGUAUGGGAGAACCAGGCCGCUGCGCUGCCUGGGCCACUCACCCGUAUGACGCUUCACCUCCACGAGCAAGGGGAAGCGCAGGAGCUGGAGCACCUCCGACAGACCAUCUUCAGACAGUUGAGCGAGCUACAGCAUACCUCACUGCUGUUUCUGCGCAACCUCCGGCAAAUCAGCGUUGCUUUCUACGACGAGGAUGGCGGGCUGAAGAGCUCCAAGAACUUUCGCGUAGGCGAUGAGCGUGACCAUACAGUUCUUCUCGAGACCACCUCAACGCGUAGUGCGAGUGGGAACGGCAGCCAAACCUCAACCGAGAAUAAGCAAUAUCAUGUCACACGCCAUAUGGCCACGAACCUCUCAAAAAGCGACAAUCGCGAUUCGGCUAAUAACACAGAAGCCGAGGUGGUGCUCGCGUUUCCCCUGACAAGUGACUCACAGCCACUCAUUGAGCAGCAAGAGAUAUUUGCCUUCUUACCCAUCAGGGAGUCAAAUUUCAAGUUCCUCAUUCAUUCCGAUUUCGACACGAGCGCCAGUCGACAAGACAUCGUUUCCACUUCCUUGAGAAAUAAGAGCCUCAUCGAUGGCAUCGCCGCAGCGUUCAUAAAGGCCGUCUUGCAAUUCUGCGAGCACCCAAGCCUGUGCUACACCUGGCCACAAUUUCUCCCCUCCACGACGGAUAAAUCAAGCGCAUUCUGGUCCAGCCUGGUGCAGCGGAUCGAGGACCUCGUGUCUCAGACACCCAUUCUCAGGUCACGACAUAAAAGAGGUCUCCGGACAAUCAAAAAUGUUCACAUCAUUGCUACCAUUGCCGCCGACAGUGACGGGGCCUCGCUGUUCGAUGACUCUGUACUGGACCCCUUUAUCUCCACGGCAUAUAAGAGGGCUUCGGUUGAAGCCCUGAAACCAUACGGGCUGCAUGCAUGCCAUUUUUUUAUCAUCCGCAAUCUUCUUGAGGCCGAUCUUGCCAACUCUCAGUCAAGAAUGAAGUCGCCCUCGACCAGCGAGGACUGGCACUCAGCAGUUGCACGGCUCUUGACAUUCUUCUUCACUGAAAAAGUGAAGACAGCCAUUUCUAAGCUGAGGCUUUGUGUUAUACUUCCUUUGAAUGAUGGCCUGUGGGUCUCUGCCAACGACGGAGUCAUCUAUCUACCAACAACUGCCGGGAUCCCAAUCCCGCCGGGCGUAAAAAAGCAUGUCCUAGACUCCACAGCUGUUGCCAAUGCGGACCGCAGAGCUCUUUUCGAGCAUCUAGGCGCUGUGGAAGCAUCUGUCUCGGAGGUCCGCAAGUCCGUCUUAGAGGCUCUGUACAGUCCGUCUUCGCCCAAACAUGUCGACGUCGAGAAAUCCAGGGCCCAACUCCAUUUCUUAUACCUCUCUCACAAUAGCAGGCAACGUGGUGAAAGGCUUGGUCAGAUUCUUCUCUACAAAGAGAACAAUGCCACUGGGAAGACAGAUGAAGAAGAUUUCUACCUGCACAGCAAUGACCCGUACGGGCCGGAAGCUCUCCUGGGGCCAACUGAUACUUGGCCAGGCCUUGAAGUCACGUUUCUUCAUCCGGCAUACCUCGAAGUUUCACCUAGCGCCCCGACUGCAGGUCAUCCCUCGUGGAAGGGCUGGCUCUAUGAUCACCUUGGCGUUCGUAGGAGGUUGAGGCUAAUCUCUCAGAACCGACACGAAAUUUCGCAACAGUUUACCUCUGUCCUGGACCACCACCCGGCUAAAUGGCUGGGCCUGUUUGAGUACCUCUGGCGGCACGAAGAGUCACUGUUCAAAGAAAAACAGUAUCUCAAAGAAUACUUGAGCGGGCUCCAGAUAGAUGAACUAUGCAAGCCUCCCCUCGAGGUGUACUGUGAGUUGAAGAACUCGUACCUGCCGCUGCCACACCUCCAGCAACAAUGCCGGCGGUUUAUGGGAAAUGACUCUACUCAUUUCCCAUUUCUCAGUCUCGAAGGAAAUGAGGAUGAAGAGGCAUUCCUUACCAAGUGGCUGUUCCUCCACACGAAAUUUCAAGUGCGCAAAGAGGACGACACGCGGUUUCUCCUAGACAUGCUCUUUCGAAUAUCGAACGUCGAAUCCACGAGUGCGUUGACCGACAAGUGCCGGACGAUAAUGGAUUUAUAUGUCGCCAUUGAAACUAGAUCUCAGGGCGCUACAGAUCGACAAGCUGCCAAGGACGCAAUUGAGCAUUUAUUCUGGGAGACUGAAGAGGCUGUCAUCCUGAUUCCGGCGCGAGGAGCACCCGAGGCGACCUGGAAAGCUGCCACGUCUUGUCGCUGGAAGGCACCAUCCGGCAUGGUUUCGUUAUUCCCACUCGAGCACCUCUAUUCCCAAGUGGGCAACAAGGAUCAAAUGAGGAUUCUUUCACGUUUCUUUUCGAAAACACUCAAGAUUGAUGAUGUGUCCUGGAGGGAUCUGCGGGGAGAACUGGCGAAACUAAGGGAUCAGGGCUGCGAUGACCUCGACCGCAUCCGUGGCCUCUACUUGCGAACAUUCGAGGACGACGCCCUUAUAUUCGUCGUAAAGGACGGUCAGGCCGGCUGGUACAAGACGUCUGACUGCCUGUGGUCCAGUACGACAGACAUCAGUGGCAAGGUCACGUUGAAUGAUGACUACGAAGACCUGAGGGAACUGUUCGUGGAAAACCUCGGCGUAAAGACGCUAACACUCCAGAUGGUAUAUGACGAGCUGCUGCAGACAGAUGCGCAGGCGUCCAUUGACGAUGUCAAGGCCACACUCUGGUCGCUGAAUGCGCUCUUGCAGACAGAGAAGGAGCUCCCUGAUCCUGUGCCGCUCCAUAGAAUACCAAUUUUCCCCGUGAAGUAUGCGAGUGGCAAUUUAACUCUGAGGACGAUCGGAGCGGGUUUUGCCAUCGUUGAUAACGAGUCAUUGGCGGAUAAGUUCAGGAGCCGAAUCAAGUUGCUCGACUUCAGCAGAGAGGAGGUUCUGCGUCUGAAGCCUUUUAUCAGAUGGGUAGGACUCGCGAAUAAUUAUCUGUCAGCUGCCGUGAGGGAGAGCACGUCGGUUGCCGAAGCCGACUCGAGGCCCGUCUCGACCCCAAUCCACGAUAUCAAGCGGAAAGCGCAUGCAAUCUCUCGUAUCGCGGCUCAUUUUAACAGUCCCAGAUACAAAGCCGGACCCAGCGAGUUGUACCAGCUGCUGCGGAGCGCUGUGACCACCGAAACCACCGGCAUUUCGUCCGUGCUACGGAUAUCCCAGGACGGGCGGUCUACGGAGCUAGAGACUGCCAUUGGUGACCUGCACAUCGAUGACAGCUCGUCGCACCUCACCUUCUUCGUGCCGAGGCACAAGAAAGCAAGAGAAAUCUGCUACCUGAGCGCUCUGCCCAUAAAUCUGGCGAGUUGGCUGAUGCGGGAUCCUGUGACCCAGAUUCCCGAUGCAGUUGAGGAAUUCGCGGUUCGAGCGCUUGUGACGAUUUUGGGCGCCGAUCCAGCGUCGGUCGACGCACUUCUUGAGCGCCUGAGCAUCAUAAACAUCUCCAUCCCGAACGAGGACGUGAAUGUGGCCGAAGAUGAGGAGGAUGAAGCUUCCGUUGCCGGAAGGGGCGAUGAUGCUGAAUCUCUGGUGCAGCCCAUGACGCCGGACACGGCAUCGAACGAGCGAGAACCGGCCAUGCCGACUGAGACCCGACUGGCGCCCCUUUCUGGAACGUAUCCCGACUUGUCGAGUAGCGACGCCGAGGUCACCCACACGGUCUCUCAACGUAGCCAUAUGGCCUACCAUUCAGUUGUCCAGCCACACUCUAUGCCCUCAGCAUAUCAUGCGACGAUUCUUCAAGGGUCAACGAGCGAGGAUGCUCUGUACCUUCGGCUGCUGACGAAGGUCGUCGACGCGGCGAGACAAGCCGUGUUCCCGUCGCAAGGCAUCUUCGACAUGAGCAACCUCCGAGACGCACUUCCAGAAAGAUCAAUCGACGCCUGGCAAGGCGGCUUUGACGGCCCCGACGUCGAGAGCCGGUUCCGCUCCACGAGUCAACUUGAGCGUGACAGGAAAAUUGGUGCCGCCGGUGAGCUAUACAUGCAAGACAUUCACAAUGCGCGUGGGCAUGAUGAGGUGUACAUGAUCCUACGUGUGUGUAAUAUCGAACGUAGCGACAUUGGGAUGUGCGUGUAUAUGGACCCGGAGAGGCUGAGGGUGGAUGGCCGUCUGGAGUUUACUGGGGAGACGUGGUCUGUUGUUCCUUCGGCGGACUCACGACGGACGUAA
Molecule: messenger RNA, 4752 nt
Organism: Verticillium alfalfae VaMs.102
Lineage: Eukaryota; Fungi; Ascomycota; Sordariomycetes; Glomerellales; Plectosphaerellaceae
Exons: 7
Coding region: 1-4752 (1583 amino acids)
Source: RefSeq, a predicted model, not a curated record